Messenger RNA from Merops nubicus (carmine bee-eater), 967 nucleotides. Its product is annotated as coatomer subunit gamma-2-like. Gene Ontology annotation, biological process: protein secretion; endoplasmic reticulum to Golgi vesicle-mediated transport; intra-Golgi vesicle-mediated transport. Lineage: Eukaryota; Metazoa; Chordata; Aves; Coraciiformes; Meropidae. The annotation marks the transcript as partial. Gene Ontology annotation, molecular function: structural molecule activity. The record is from RefSeq and is a predicted model, not a curated record. Gene Ontology annotation, cellular component: Golgi membrane; COPI vesicle coat; endoplasmic reticulum-Golgi intermediate compartment. The transcript has 8 exons.
AUGCAUGAUGGACAGUGAUGAUGAAGUUCGGGACAGAGCAACCUUCUACCUGAACGUGCUGCAGCAGAGGCAGCUGGCACUGAAUGCUGCCUAUAUUUUUAAUGGCUUGACAGUCUCUGUUCCUGGGAUGGAGAAAGCCCUGCACCAAUACACCCUGGAGCCUUCUGAGAAACCUUUUGACAUGAAAACUGUUCCCCUGGCCACUGCACCCAUCUUUGAACAGAAAGCAGCAGAGGUUGCCCUAGUGACCAGCAAGCCAGAGAAAGUGGCUCCUUCACGUCAGGAUAUAUUCCAAGAACAACUGGCAGCUAUUCCUGAGUUCAAGAGUUUGGGUCCUUUGUUCAAGUCUUCAGAGCCAGUGCAGCUCACAGAAGCAGAAACUGAGUAUUUUGUUCGUUGCAUUAAACACGUGUUCCCAAAUCACAUUGUUUUCCAGUUUGACUGCACAAACACCUUAAAUGAUCAGCUGCUGGAGAGAGUGACGGUGCAGAUGGAGCCGUCGGACGCUUACGACGUCAUCUGCUGCAUCCCAGCACCCAGCCUGCCUUACAACCAGCCAGGCAUGUGCUACACCCUCGUCCAGAUCCCCCAGGAUGACCCUACUGCAGUUGCUUGCACUUUUAGUUGCACAAUGAAAUUCACUGUCCGGGACUGUGACCCAAACACGGGGGUGCCAGAGGAGGAUGGAUAUGAUGAUGAGUAUGUGCUGGAAGAUCUGGAGGUGACAGUGUCUGAUCAUAUUCAGAAGGUUCUAAAGCCCAACUUUGCAGCUGCCUGGGAAGAAGUGGGAGAUGACUUUGAGAAAGAAGAAACCUUUGCACUUAGUUCCAUUAAAACCCUUGAUGAAGCUGUCAAUAACAUCAUCAAGUUCUUGGGCAUGCAGCCCUGUGAGAGGUCAGAUAAAGUGCCAGAGAACAAGAAUUCUCACACACUCUACUUGGCUGGUAAGUGUUCAUGCUGGUGGUGA